GAUCGACAACUACGACAGUAAUUCAUUACCGUGCGUGAUCCAUAAGUGUAGUUAUGAGCUGAUGCUCAUCGCUUCCAAAUCUAAUCUGAGAUCAAUGGCACAGCCAGACCUGUUAAAGCAUAGUGCUAUAGUAUUCCGUCUGAUUAGAGGCGCGAAGAUUCUUCAGCGUCAGACCAGAUCAGAAAUUUGAAUCAUGGUAUCAGGAUGAACCUCCUAAAUACGAG
Messenger RNA from Amoebophrya sp. A25, 224 nucleotides. Lineage: Eukaryota; Dinophyceae; Syndiniales; Amoebophryaceae. The record is from the annotation of a GenBank genome assembly.